GCGAGGAACACAGUAACUGUUGAAAUAUCAUUCAGCUUAUUCAUUGAGCAAUCUUGAGUUCCCUUUAUUCUCUCUUGUAGUGAAGAGUGAAGUGUGAAGAACAAUGAGUAUGAGGUCGAGAAACUUGAAUUCAGUUUUCUAUGCGGAUUCUUACCAUCCGAUUCAAGCAGGCAGCAUCGACGGCACUGAUGUUGUUCCUCACGACAAUGCUGUUUAUCGUGCUCAACUCUGUUCCUCAAUUGGCCUCUAUGACCCAUUUGGUGAUCCUAAGGCCACUGGAGACCCUUAUUGCACUCUCUUCGUGGGUCACCUCUCUCGCCUCACCACUGAACAUACUCUCCGCAAGGUUAUGAAUAAGUAUGGUCGGGUGAAGAACUUGCGCUUGGUCAGGGACAUUGUGACAGGAGCUUCUCGUGGUUAUGCUUUUGUUGAAUAUGAAACUGAAAGGGAGAUGCGACGAGCAUAUAUGGAUGCUCAUCAUUCUUUUAUUGAUGAUUGUGAAAUCAUAGUUGAUUACAACAGACAGCAGUUGAUGCCUGGAUGGAUUCCUAGAAGGUUAGGUGGUGGUCUUAGUGGGAAGAAGGAAUCAGGACAACUUCGUUUUGGCGGAAGAGAAAAACCAUUUCGUGCACCACUGAAAUCAAUCCCAUAUGAGGAAUUGGAGAAGCUUGGCAUCCCACCUCCGCCUGAGGGAAGAUACAUGUCACGCUUUCAGGUCCCAUCCCCGCCUAGAAGAGAAAGGAACCUUUCAGACAGGGAAGAAGACUCUCAUAAAAGGAGUUCUAAUGACAGGAAAAGAACAGAAGGUUCCCUCAAAAGUUCAGUGGACAUUGAGGAAGGUCACUACAAAAGGAGUUCAAGUCACCGAGAAGACCACUCUCGUCGAAGGAGCUCUUUGGAGAGGAGUGGUGAUCGUUACCCUGACAGGAGUUCAUCUGAGAAAGAACAUCGAUACAAGAGUUCUACCAAAAGAGAGAAACAUUCCCAUAAAAGAAAAGAAAGAGAUGAACACACUAGGAGGGAAAAAUAUAGUCGCCAUUCCUCUCACGAGGACUGAGGUCUACAAGUCAUUAUAUCAUCCUUCUGUUGUGCCUUUCUGCUUUGUGUGUGUAUAUAUAAUGGUAUUAAUGGGAAUGAUUGUCGUUCUGUAGGACAAAGCAAUUCACACUAAUGGUAGUAGGAGUUGUGUGAAUAGAAUGGUGACUAGGAAACUCCACUUCUCG
This is a messenger RNA of Gastrolobium bilobum, 1223 nucleotides long. Its product is annotated as U11/U12 small nuclear ribonucleoprotein 35 kDa protein. The coding region runs from base 104 to 1057 and encodes 317 amino acids. The record is from RefSeq and is a predicted model, not a curated record. Gene Ontology annotation, biological process: mRNA splicing, via spliceosome. Gene Ontology annotation, cellular component: U12-type spliceosomal complex; precatalytic spliceosome. The transcript has 8 exons. Gene Ontology annotation, molecular function: snRNA binding; mRNA binding. Lineage: Eukaryota; Viridiplantae; Streptophyta; Magnoliopsida; Fabales; Fabaceae.